GGAACGGACCAUAGAAAGCCUAUCGCAGAUACCCACCUCGCCUGCCCCGAAAAAGGGAAGACGCAGGUCGAGCUUCUUCAAUGGCGACAGCAGCAUGCCUCCACCCUUGCGUCCUGCCUCCGCCACGUCCAAUGGCAGCAGACCAUCGACAAGCGACGGCCCGCAGCCAGCCGCCAUAUCCACACCAAAGAGGGCCGCCGCCGCUUCCAACAGACUGUCCAUGACCGUUCCGGGAAAGCGCAGCGCGAGCACCAAUGUCGUCUCGUCAGCUGCGACGCCCAGCAGACAGGCGUCCAUCUCGCGCCGUACAUCAGUGAUCAAGAAGCAGCCAAUAUCCCCAGUGCCAGGCUCUCAAGAUACCCCAAAGGCACGCCCGCCCACCAACGGCAAAAACCUCGCUUUGCGAACACCAAGAACCCGAGCAUCCAUGGGCAACAUGUUUGGACAAGCAGUAUCGCCCCCUGGCGCGUCGGUCAGUUCGCCCAGUACCGACGCACCCGUAAGAAAGACGCCAGACACUGUUCGCAGGGUCGCGAGCUCUUCCUCCGCCCUGCGUGACCACAUUGCCAAGGCCAAGGCUGCAAUGAAGCCAGACGCUGCCCCUGCGCCCGCUGCAACCCCAGCCAAGACAGGCAGUUCCUCGAAUGCUCUGAGAGAACAAAUUGCAAAGGCCAGGGAAGCCGCCAAGCGGGCAAAGGCCGAGCCCGUCAGAAACACUACACCUCCUUCCGACGUCAUCAUUCCUGAUCCGGCCGAGAUUGCGUCUUUUGAUUUUGGGCUCAACGAAGAUCCCUUCAACCAGCGUCCCAAAGCUGGAGCUUCUGUUCUGCGCCGGCGUAUUGAUGCUGCUCGCGGAGACGGUCGCCUAAACAUUGCUGCCAUGGGCUUGAAGGAGAUACCAGAUGACGUGCUUUCCAUGUACAUUUACGAUCCCAACGACACAAAGGUGGCUUGGGGCGAGGUUGUAGACCUCACUUCCAUUUUAGCUGCGGACAACGAGCUGGAGGCUAUUCCAGAUAGCAUGUUCCCUGAUGUUUCUGUCGAAGACGUGAUUGACUCUGACGAGGCGGGUCCUCAGUUCGGAGGAGUCCAAAACAUGGACCUGCACGGUAACAUGCUUCAAGAGCUGCCCAUGGGUCUGAAACGACUUAGCCAGCUGUCCAAGCUGAAUCUUUCCAGGAACAAGUUGCCCAUGGAUGUAUUUGACAUCAUUGCUCAGAUCCCCACCCUGCGCGAAUUGAAGCUAGCCGAGAACAGCCUGGAGGGCGAUCUAUCCCCCACCCUCUGCGACCUGACCGCACUAGAGGUCCUGGAUUUGCAGUCGAACAAGCUGACCAGCUUGCCUGCUGGCUUGGAACGCCUGACCCAACUGCGUACUCUCAAUGUCACCGACAACCAGCUUCGUGCCAUUCCCAGCCAAGUCUUUUCUUCGGCGCUUGUCGAGCUUCAGGCAUCCAAGAACCGCCUCGAGGGCGCAUUAUUCACCCAGGGAUCUGUACCAUAUUUGCAAGAAUUGCAUGUCGCUCAGAACUCCCUUACUUUGUUCUGCGAGGGCGACUCUAUCGACUUGCCCGCCCUCAAGAUUUUGAAUGUCUCCACGAACCGCCUUACCUCAUUGCCUGCAGUAUCCACUUGGAGCAAGCUCAUCACUCUCUUGGUAGGUGAGAACAAGCUUACAGCCUUGCCAGAAGGCUUCACCACUCUGGAGCAGCUUCGUACUGCAGAUUUCACGGGCAACGACAUUACCCAGCUUGACGAAAAGAUUGCUCUCAUGGAGAACUUGGAUCACCUCACCGUCGCUGCGAACCCGCUGCGCGACCGAAAGUUCCUUACCAUGGGUACUGAAGACUUGAAGCGUGACUUGGCUUCGAGGCUGCCUGCUGAGGCUGCGCCAGCUGACGUUGAAGAAGAACUCGAUGAUGACAUUACCGAGACACCUCAGUCCAAGUGGGAACUUACGCCUUCUGGAACUUUGGAUUUGGCAGGCAAGGAUAUGAGCGAGCUUGAUGUCGAUGACGCCACAUCAGAAGUCCUCGUCAAUGGUUUGCGUCAACUACACUUGCAGCGCAACAAGUUCGACGCCAUCCCGCCUGUUGUACAGACUUUCCAACACCUCACUCUUCUUGAUCUUUCUCGAAAUACUAUCGAGGUCGUACUUUCGGCGCCAAUCGAACUUCCUCAACUCCGGGAUCUCCGUCUCGCCAGCAACAAGUUGGCAAGUCUAAACUCCCUCACAGAGCAUCUCACAGCGCCUCACCUCAUCACCUUGGACGUCUCAAUCAACCGCCUGAGUGGUGCUCUGCCGGCGCUCCACGUCUCAUUCCCCUCGCUCACAACCCUGUUGGCAUCGGACAACAGGAUCUCCGAGGUAUCUCCUGAAAGCCUAACCAACCUGAGAAUUGUCAAUCUAGGCAACAACGAUAUCGAACGUCUGGAACCACGCAUCGGCUUGCUCCAGGGAACGCUCACUGGCUUCGAAGUCGAGGGAAACAAGUUCCGAGUGCCCAAUCGCCAAAUCCUACAAAAGGGAACAGACGCUGUAUUGACAUGGUUACGAGACAAGAUACCGAGAGAGAGCUGGAAGAGUACAGACAGUGCAGCAACAGAGUUUUUCGAUGCCGACGAGGGUGGCUUUUAAGUUUCUUGAUUCGAAUUCGACUUCGAAUGUAGACUAGGGCGGUGGGAUUCAGGAAAAGAAGACCGGGCUAUGGGAGGGUUAUGUGAGAUUCCGUGUG
Messenger RNA from Exserohilum turcica Et28A, 2735 nucleotides. RefSeq lists its product as uncharacterized. The record is from RefSeq and is a predicted model, not a curated record. The transcript is spliced from 2 exons. Gene Ontology annotation, molecular function: protein binding. Bases 95 to 2638 code for a protein of 847 amino acids. NCBI's taxonomy places the organism in Eukaryota, Fungi, Ascomycota, Dothideomycetes, Pleosporales, Pleosporaceae.